This is a messenger RNA of Nycticebus coucang (slow loris), 3780 nucleotides long. RefSeq names its product tyrosine 3-monooxygenase/tryptophan 5-monooxygenase activation protein gamma (gene YWHAG). Gene Ontology annotation, cellular component: cytoplasm. The record is from RefSeq and is a predicted model, not a curated record. Bases 232 to 975 code for a protein of 247 amino acids. Lineage: Eukaryota; Metazoa; Chordata; Mammalia; Primates; Lorisidae. Gene Ontology annotation, molecular function: protein kinase C binding. Gene Ontology annotation, biological process: signal transduction. The transcript is spliced from 2 exons.
CGCGGCGUGGGCGGGGCCGCAGGGGGUUGUCCGCCCGCUGCACGCACAGCACCCGCAGCCGUCUUGCGCCCGGUCCCGCGGUCGCAGCUCCAUCCUCUUCCUCCUCGCCGCCGUUGUCGCUUUGGCCACUCGCUUCGUGGGUCUGUCCCUCCGGCACACGGGCUCCAGCCGCGCCGAAGCAGCUUUCCAGCCGCUCCAGUCUCCUUCUCUGGCCCGACGCAGCCCGCGAAGAUGGUGGACCGCGAGCAACUGGUGCAGAAAGCCCGGCUGGCCGAGCAGGCGGAGCGCUACGACGACAUGGCCGCGGCCAUGAAGAACGUGACAGAGCUGAAUGAGCCACUGUCCAAUGAAGAACGAAACCUUCUCUCAGUGGCGUACAAGAAUGUAGUUGGGGCACGCCGUUCUUCCUGGAGGGUCAUUAGUAGCAUUGAGCAGAAGACCUCUGCAGAUGGCAAUGAGAAGAAGAUAGAGAUGGUUCGUGCUUACCGUGAGAAAAUAGAGAAGGAGUUGGAAGCGGUAUGUCAGGAUGUGCUGAGCCUACUGGAUAACUACCUGAUCAAGAAUUGCAGCGAGACCCAGUAUGAGAGUAAAGUGUUUUACCUGAAGAUGAAAGGGGACUAUUACCGCUACCUGGCUGAAGUAGCCACUGGAGAGAAACGGGCAACUGUCGUGGAAUCCUCUGAGAAGGCCUAUAGUGAAGCCCAUGAGAUCAGCAAGGAGCACAUGCAGCCCACUCAUCCCAUUAGGUUAGGCCUGGCUCUUAACUACUCCGUUUUCUACUAUGAGAUCCAGAAUGCCCCCGAGCAAGCCUGCCAUUUGGCCAAGACCGCCUUCGAUGAUGCCAUUGCUGAGCUCGACACUCUCAAUGAGGACUCCUACAAGGACUCUACUCUCAUCAUGCAGCUCCUCCGCGACAACCUAACGCUCUGGACAAGUGAUCAGCAAGACGACGAUGGUGGAGAAGGCAACAAUUAAGGCCCCCAGGUGGACUGGCAGCGCACGCUGAUGCUACUACUGCAGUCUUUAUUUUUUUCCCAUGAGUUGGGGGUCGGGUGGGGGAGGGAAAGGGAGGGAUGACCUUCCCAGGGAGAAACCCACGACCUGUCCUGUCUUUGAUCGCCUCUUUGACAUUUUUGCCAAAAUACCACUAGUGGAAAGUCAGGCUAGCUGUGCUGGAAUUGGAAUAGCAGCCUCACACUGGCGUAUGGACUGUUCUGUAGAUUAAUGCAAGUGGAGCUGUCUGUCUCUAAUUUAACUUAUUGCUAGAUAAUAGGGUUUUAAGAUGAAAAGAAAACUUAAAUGGAAUGGCCCUCAUUCAGUAAGUUCUGUGGUUCCAGUAAGGAUUUUUAUUAUGUACAUAUGCUCUUGUCUUAAGUUUUGAGUAAUUUCUAUCUCACCUGUUCUAGCUGUGCAUUUUUUUCAGGGUGUACUACCAGAUGUGGAAUAGUUUAAAUCCCAAACUGACAGACUUAGAACGUAAGGUUAUUCUUAUGGUUUAGGCCUUGCCGGUUUUCUAAAAUCUCUGAUUAGUUGACAGUAUUAACACUAAAUUGCAGUUUACAGUAUUUCUACAUUACAGCCAUAUGUAAUAUCAAGCCAUUGAUUAUGUAUUUUUCUUUGCUAGUUAUUUUGGCUUUACAUCCUUAUUCAGCCUUAUCCACGUUGGUUUAGCUGUUUAUCUGUCUCCUAGGCUAAAAGACUUACCUAAGGAGAAUCAAAGCUACUUUAGGUUUUGGUUAAUAGGUGCUUGGCAGGUGGCUGUGGGAUUUUUGUCCUUCUUAACUUUAAAUCCACCACGAAAAUAAUUAACCAUUUUAAUAGAAAUGCUAAACUCCACAAAAAUAGAGAAAAUUCAGGUCUGUAUGUCAUUUAUCGUGUUGGUAUUUUCAGAGAAUAUCCUGCUUUUGAAGCUGCCGCAGCUCCUUCCUCAGGGAUCACACUGCCGUUCACUCUUCACUUGGGUCUUUCCCACUGUACCUUGUGCUGGUGACGUGCAGUUGGGUUGAGAAGCCGCUGGAUUGUAGAAGCUGGGUGGUCGUUGUGAGAAGGUCUGUGGUACAGUAUGUGGAAGUUCAGGUGCUAGAAGCUUACUGGUAGAAAAACCCAAAAGGAAGAGCUGUAUUCAUAAACAUUCUGUCAAAUUUCAGGAGCCUUGUAAGUAUCUUGGUUUUUCCUCCCUGAAAAUACUACUUCCCCAAGUAACUGUUACAGGAAGAUUAACUAAAACCAUUACCAAGUAAUACUUGGUUCCUAUUUGACCAAAACUUUUUCUUUCUCUAUUUUUUUUGUUUUUAAUGAAAGCACAGAAACUGGAGAUUUGCUUCUCUCUUGUGCAGUCAGUGCAGAUUUUGGAAUUGACAGAAAUGACAUUGCUAUUUCCACACAUUUGAUUUUAGUUAUUCUUAGGGGUACUUCAUUUUCCUUUUGGAUAAGUCCAUGUAUAUGUAUACAUGACCUGCUGCAUGUGUGUUUACUUUCUUUCUUUUUUUAAAAUAAAAUCAGUAAAAGUGAGAAAUUCCGAGGUGGGUAAUGAUCCCAGACUUAUUUUGUUUUUUUGUUUUAUUUAGGCAAGGAGAGGUGUGAGUAAUAAUGGAGGAAAACUGACAGAUGGCUUUUGCUAAUACCAAAAUUGCGCUUACAAUUAUGAACUGAUUAUGUGCAACAGGAUACAGGUGACAGUGAAGAUAGAAGACUGAUGGUGACCAUAGAAUCAAUAUACUCUGUAACAUUGCACAGUUGACCCAGCAUGACUUUCCUUAGAAGGCCCCCCUCCUUAACGCUAGAGCGAAAGUCCUCAUUAACUGAAGCCUACCAGAAGAAAUAACUGAAGAAAGCUUCGCUGCUUUUGUGCCAUUACAGGAGCCUAAAGUCAUUGCCAUGGAUGGGAAACAAUUUGGGGGGUGGGGGUGGGUAGGUGGGGCUUUCUCUAACUUAUCUUCAUGUCCAGUGAGCAGUGUUGUGUCCUUCCUUGUAGCAUUUGGAAAUGAUUUACUGGAAUUACAAAACCUAUUUUUCCUUUAAAUUUCAGCUUUGGCUCUGGCUGCUUUUUAGAAUAAUGCAAGAUAAAAUCAGACCUGAGGGCUCAAAGUAAGGGGGGAAUGGGAGACUUGAUACUUAAGCAGCUUGAAUGGUUUCUUUUCUUUCUUUAUUUUUAAAGAAAUGCACUUGCCUAUGAUACUGUCUCUCCAGUGAAAUGAUUACGCCUCCAUUACUCCAUGGAUACAAUAUUGUGCAUGCUAGUGUUGUAUUUCUAUACAGUAGCUUGAAAUUUAUUAACUUAUACUGUAGGUGUUAUGUAUUCCUAUGACAAAAAAAAUUAAGUCUUCAAAUUUUUUUAAGUUUUUUUUUUUUUUUAAUUUAAUUUUCCCUUUUGGGGGUAAAGUUUGCUCUACCAAAUAGUGAUUGUAACAAAUUGAUUUGUUAUGGAUGUUGCUAUAGUGACAUGCAGUUAUAUAUUUUGUUUUUAAAAGGGGGGGAGCAAAAGAAACACCAGUGUUAGCUUAAUCUUAAUGUCUGGUGUUUGUCAUGGUGAAAUUAUAACUAUUACAGUGUAGGAGAACAACGAGUAUGUUCUCUGAAUGAGCCUUUGUGCUUUUUGUCAUGUUAUGCAGUGAACUAUUUUUAAGGUCUAAUCAGUGAUUAUUUUUCCAACUCCGUGUUUCUCUAAGGAAUUAUUUCACACACGGACCAUUCUUAGCAGUUUUCCUCAGUGAUGGAAUAUCAUGAAUGUGAGUCAUUAUGUAGCUGUCGUACAUUGAGCAAAUAAACUUACAGAUCUGA